Molecule: messenger RNA, 765 nt
Organism: Heterotrigona itama
Lineage: Eukaryota; Metazoa; Arthropoda; Insecta; Hymenoptera; Apidae
Source: the annotation of a GenBank genome assembly
AUGGAGAACUUUUGCAAACGUGCCACGAAAACGGAAAGAAUGGUGCUGGAACGAUACGUGGAGAAGUACAAAUACUUUCAUGGCAUUUAUAUACUGUGGUGCUUCCUGACUACGGCUUUUGUCAUAUGUGGUCCAUUGUACUCGUCCCAAACCUUUCCUACGCAUGCGAUAUAUCCAUUUUCAGUGAAGCAUCAACCGUUGAAGAGUUUGAUUUUCUUUCAUCAAUCGUUGGUCGGUUUUCAAGCGUCGUCAGGCAUGGGUAUCGACAUUCAGGUGGCACUUCUCUUGCGAUAUACAACCGCCAGGUUCGAGCUUUUAGGGGUGCAGUUACGUAACGCGAGGUCCAACAGCGAGUUCAAUGCCUGCAUUAGAAAACACAUUGAACUUUUGAGAAUCAACCAUUGAUUUUGAAAGCUCUGUAUGCUACUGUAGUCUUCAGCGCUGCUAUAGAAUUCUUCAUGUACGCUUGGCCAGCAGAUAACUUAAUGAACAUGAGUAUGAAAAUUGCUUCCAUCGUUUACAACGUUGAUUGGUAUAACAGAGACAUCAGGAUGCAAAGGAAGAUAUUCCUUAUCAUUUUGAGAUCCCACAGACUCGAGACUAUCAGGAUCAGUGGUAUCGUGCCGAAACUAUCGUUAUCAAAUUACGCGAAGGUAAUGUCCCUUGUAGUAUUAAAUUCAGUUUCAUAAUUAUUUUCUUUUACAGUUCCUGUACGCGUCUAUCUCGUAUUUUAAUGCUCUGCGGAUUAUGAUCGGGAAUCCAUAG